ACACAUCCACUUCUCGCACACCACCCCCACCAGCAGCGCCUCUCACUCCUCACGCCUGCAUCACACACACACACAUCGCAUUCGCUCUCGCGCAUCCCAUACCCUGAUCACAUAGAGCCCCACACCUAAUCGCCAUCAUGACCAAGGCCGUCGGUAUCGAUCUCGGCACGACGUACUCGUGCGUCGCCGUCUGGCAGAACGACCGCGUCGAGGUCAUUGCCAACGACCAGGGCAACCGCACGACGCCGUCGUACGUCGCCUUCACCGACUCGGAGCGCCUCAUCGGCGAUGCCGCCAAGAACCAGGUGGCGAUGAACCCGCACAACACCGUCUUCGACGCCAAGCGCCUCAUCGGCCGCAAGUUCGACGACGCCGAGGUGCAGAGCGACGCCAAGCACUGGCCGUUCAAGAUCGUGAGCAAGGACGGCAAGCCGAACAUCACCAUCGAGUACAAGGGCGAGGAGAAGACGUUCACGCCCGAGGAGAUCUCGUCGAUGGUGCUGCUCAAGAUGCGCGAGACGGCCGAGGCGUACCUCGGUGGCACCGUCAAGGACGCCGUGGUGACGGUGCCCGCCUACUUCAACGACUCGCAGCGCCAGGCCACCAAGGACGCCGGUGUCAUCUCGGGCCUCAACGUCAUGCGCAUCAUCAACGAGCCGACGGCCGCCGCCAUCGCGUACGGCCUCGACAAGAAGGGCGAGGGCGAGAAGAACGUGCUGAUCUUCGACCUCGGCGGCGGCACCUUCGACGUGUCGCUGCUGACCAUCGAGGAGGGUAUCUUCGAGGUCAAGGCCACUGCGGGCGACACCCACCUCGGCGGCGAGGACUUCGACAACCGCCUCGUGACGCACUUCGUGCAGGAGUUCAAGCGCAAGAACAAGAAGGACCUGACGACGAACGCACGCGCGCUCCGCCGUCUGCGCACGGCGUGCGAGCGCGCUAAGCGCACGCUCUCGUCGGCCGCCCAGACGAGCAUCGAGAUCGACUCGCUCUUCGAGGGCGUCGACUUCUACACGUCGAUCACGCGCGCGCGCUUCGAGGAGCUGUGCGGCGACCUCUUCUCGCACACCAUCGAGCCCGUCGAGAAGGUGCUGCGCGACUCGAAGAUCGACAAGGCGAGCGUCAACGAGAUCGUGCUCGUCGGCGGUUCGACGCGUAUCCCGCGUGUGCAGAAGCUGCUCCGCGACUUCUUCAACGGCCGCGAGCCCAACAAGUCGAUCAACCCCGACGAGGCCGUCGCGUACGGCGCCGCCGUGCAGGCCGCCAUUCUCUCCGGCGACACGUCGGAGAAGACGCAGGACCUGCUCCUUCUCGACGUCGCGCCGCUGUCGAUGGGCAUUGAGACGGCCGGUGGUGUCUUCACGGCGCUGAUCAAGCGCAACACGACGGUGCCCACCAAGAAGUCCGAGGUCUUCUCGACGUACGCCGACAACCAGCCCGGCGUGCUCAUCCAGGUCUACGAGGGCGAGCGUGCCCGCACGAAGGACAACAACCUGCUCGGCAAGUUCGAGCUCUCCGGCAUCCCGCCGGCGCCGCGCGGCGUGCCGCAGAUCGAGGUCACCUUCGACGUCGACGCCAACGCCAUUCUCAACGUGUCGGCGUCCGACAAGUCGUCGGGCAAGGCCGAGAAGAUCACCAUCACCAACGACAAGGGCCGUCUGUCGAAGGACGACAUCGAGCGCAUGGUCUCCGACGCCGAGAAGUACGCCGAGGAGGACAAGAAGGAGGUUGACCGCAUCGCUGCGCGCAACAACUUCGAGUCGUUCGCCUUCCGCACGAAAAACAGCCUCAACGAGGAGGCCAUCGCGUCGAAGAUCUCGGCCGAGGACAAGGAGAAGGUCACCAAGGCCGUCGACUCUGCCAUUGAGUUCCUCGAGAGCUCGCAGAGCGCGUCCAAGGAGGAGUACGACGAGCGCCAGAAGGAGCUCGAGAGCGUCACCAGCCCCAUCUUCUCGGCACUCUACGGCCAGGCCGGCGGCGCACCCGGCGGCGCUCCGGGCGGCAUGCCCGGCGGCGCACCCGGUGCCGGCGCCUCGGAGCCGUCGGUGGAGGAGCUCGACUAAGCAGUGACUCGGCAUUCGAUUCCGUCUUGUAGAGGGCCUGACUUUUUUGUGACAAUAUCAUGAUCUCCGCACACACCAUCUCGCCUGAGCCUCGUCGCCGUGCUGAGCAGUGCGAGGAGAGGGCAUUGAGCGGCGGGGUCGAGAAGCAUGCCUGAUGCAUUCUCCUGCGCCACUUCCUGGCUAGCCUCUCAAGGCGCUGAAUAGCCCGUUUGCGCCUGUGAACGGACACUGAGCACCU
Tilletiopsis washingtonensis is the source of this 2301-nucleotide messenger RNA. RefSeq names its product heat shock protein 70. Lineage: Eukaryota; Fungi; Basidiomycota; Exobasidiomycetes; Entylomatales. Gene Ontology annotation, biological process: protein refolding; vesicle-mediated transport; cellular response to unfolded protein. Gene Ontology annotation, molecular function: misfolded protein binding; ATP hydrolysis activity; heat shock protein binding. Gene Ontology annotation, cellular component: cytosol; plasma membrane; nucleus. The record is from RefSeq and is a predicted model, not a curated record. Bases 138 to 2063 code for a protein of 641 amino acids. The transcript has 3 exons.